Daphnia pulex (common water flea) is the source of this 2112-nucleotide messenger RNA. RefSeq names its product actin, clone 403-like. Lineage: Eukaryota; Metazoa; Arthropoda; Branchiopoda; Diplostraca; Daphniidae. Gene Ontology annotation, biological process: mitotic cytokinesis. The record is from RefSeq and is a predicted model, not a curated record. The coding region runs from base 265 to 1395 and encodes 376 amino acids. The transcript has 4 exons.
GUGUGUGUGUGGCGUGUAGAAAAGUCUGUCCCAAUAUGGGCAAACUCUAGUGGCCGUAGCCGUAGCCCGCCAGUAGGGCUGUCUGCUGCUGCUGUGGACUUUGAUAGCAGCGCCCCCUAUAUAAAGCCGGCACUCGGUGGUGUAGGAGCGCAUUAGCACCGGCACCCCGGCAAGGAAUAGUUCGAUACCAAGGGAUCCCCUCCGUCGAAUCCUCUUUUUUACUUUUACGUUUCGCUCGUCUCAAGAAAACUACCCUAAAACAAAAUGUGCGACGAUGAAGUAGCAGCGUUGGUUGUUGACAACGGAUCCGGUAUGUGCAAGGCUGGAUUCGCCGGAGAUGACGCCCCUCGCGCCGUCUUCCCAUCCAUUGUCGGCCGCCCCCGUUACCAGGGCAUCAUGGUCGGUAUGGGUCAGAAGGACUCGUACGUCGGUGACGAGGCUCAAUCCAAACGUGGUAUCUUGACCGUCAAGUAUCCGAUCGAGCACGGCAUCGUCACCAACUGGGAUGACAUGGAAAAGAUCUGGCACCACACCUUCUACAAUGAGUUGCGUGUCGCCCCAGAGGAACACCCCGUCCUCCUCACUGAAGCUCCCCUCAACCCCAAGGCUAACCGUGAGAAGAUGACCCAGAUCAUGUUCGAGACUUUCAACACACCCGCCAUGUACGUUGCCAUCCAAGCCGUGCUCUCCCUGUACGCUUCCGGUCGUACCACCGGUAUCGUGCUGGAUUCCGGCGAUGGUGUCUCCCACACCGUCCCCAUUUACGAAGGUUACGCCCUUCCUCACGCUAUCCUGCGUCUGGAUCUCGCUGGCCGUGAUCUGACCGAUUACUUGAUGAAGAUCCUGACUGAACGCGGUUACUCGUUCACCACCACCGCCGAGCGUGAAAUCGUUCGCGACAUCAAGGAGAAGCUCUGCUACGUCGCCCUCGACUUUGAACAGGAGAUGGCCACCGCCGCCUCCUCCACCUCCCUGGAAAAGUCGUACGAGCUUCCCGACGGUCAGGUCAUCACCAUCGGCAAUGAGCGAUUCCGUUGCCCCGAGGCUCUCUUCCAGCCCAGCUUCUUGGGUAUGGAGUCUUGCGGCAUCCACGAGACCACCUACAACUCGAUCAUGAAGUGCGACGUCGACAUCCGUAAGGAUCUGUACGCCAACACUGUCCUGUCUGGUGGCACCACCAUGUACCCAGGCAUUGCCGACCGCAUGCAGAAGGAAAUCACCGCCUUGGCUCCAUCCACCAUGAAGAUCAAGAUCAUUGCUCCCCCCGAGCGCAAGUAUUCCGUCUGGAUCGGUGGCUCCAUCUUGGCCUCUCUGUCCACCUUCCAACAGAUGUGGAUUUCCAAACAAGAGUACGACGAGUCCGGACCUUCCAUCGUCCACAGGAAAUGCUUUUAAACAAUUCCAGCACAAGAAAACGAGCAAUUAUAAGAGCAGCAUCAAACGGCAUUUCAACGCUUCCGCCGGAUGAUUUACUAUCCUGUCUUAUUUUUACUUACUGUUUUCUUUCCAAUUUUUUUUUUAUUAAUAUAAAAAAAAAAACAAGACCCGCAACAUUCCAUUGCCAGGGGUUGCCUCUACACCACCCUCUCUACACCACCCUACCCUCUUAUUUUUUUUGUUUUUUUUCGCGAUAAUUAUGGAAAAGUAAAAAAAAAAAAAAAGAUUUACAACAAAUUGCUAUUUGGCCUCAAUUUUUUGCCCUUUUACAGCUAAUUCGCUUUCUUUUCGAUUGGGAAUUCUUUAUAUGUCUCUGCCCACGCUUUUCUUUUUCCGUCCGAACUGUGUCUGGAUCGGUGACGUGGACCACCAACACCCGGAAUGGUCAAUCAGGCCAAGGUAACAUGCCACUUUUUGGAGAUCUGAACUCACCGACCCUGCCUGCUGUUUUUUCUGCACGCGCGAAAAAAGAAAUGUGACGCAAGACUUAAUAAUUGCUAGGUGCCUUCUAUAUACCAAUUUUCAAAAAUAAAAUUCAAAAAAAAAUUAAAAAAAGGAAAAAAUAUCCCGAAGGAAACGGGGACAAUUUUGAAAUGAACAACAAGAUCAAAGUGUAACUUAUUGUGAUGAGCAUUGAGGACGGACACGAAAUACACCAAAAUCGUUUCCAACACA